CGGGGGGGUUAGUACACUCAGAGCAUUGUGGGUGAAUAGUUCCAGCCAGAGCGGUAACGCUUUGUGAGUUCCAAAAGUGGACUGCUCUUCCCGUGGUGCUCUGCGCUCAGCCCCGACCCUAAUCUGUGCGCGCAGCCCCCUGGGAAUAAUAGUUUUCGCCGAGUGGACGCAGAUCUGAACCCAGUGUUUGGGAACUCGCCUUCCCAGCAACCUGCUUGGUAGGGCGGGGCGCCUCAUGAAGAUGGUGGCGCGCACGGCGUGUAGCUCCCUGCGUCUUGCCAAGUCUCAACGCAGAGCACUGACCAGCGCUUCGCUGGCCUGGAGCCCUUGUCCUCCGGGUCCCUGACCCUGCGCCCCUGUGACCCCACGCUAGGGUCCCAGCAUGCCCCGCACUCGUAAGGGCAACGCGCCGCCCAAAAGCGGCCAGCGGCGUGGAGGAGGUGCCCGGUGUAGUACCCAAGCUCACUCAGGUUCCAGUGAGGAUGAGGCAGCCAGUGAGGCCCGCAGUACCACUAGCGAAUGUCCCAGCCUUCUCAGCACCACAGCAGAGGACAGCCUGGGGGGGGAUGCUGUGGAUGAACAGGGCCAGCAGGAAGAUCUUGAAGAAAAGCUGAAAGAAUAUGUGGACUGCCUUACAAAUAAGAGUGCCAAGACCCGGCAAGGAGCUCUGGAGAGCCUGCGCUUGGCCCUGGCUUCCCGCCUGCUCCCUGACUUCCUGCUAGAACGCCGCCUCACACUGGCUGAUGCCUUGGAAAAGUGCCUCAAGAAAGGGAAAGGUGAAGAACAAGCCCUGGCUGCUGCUGUGCUAGGCCUGCUCUGUGUGCAGCUGGGCCCUGGACCCAAGGGCGAGGAGCUGUUCCGCACUCUGCAGCCCCUGCUAGUCUCUGUGCUCAGUGACAGCACAGCAAGCCCCACUGCCCGGCUUCACUGUGCUUCUACUCUUGGCUUGGGGUGCUACGUGGCUGCUGCCGACAUCCAGGACCUGGUCUCUUGCCUUGCCUGCUUAGAAGGUGUUUUCAGCCAGUCCUGCAGCACAGAUGGCUCCACAGCUCCUGUGGUCUCUGCCAGCUUGCAUGGCCUGCUCUGUGCUGCCCUGCAGGCCUGGGGGUUGUUGCUUACUCUCUGCCCCAGCACCCACAUCAGCCACAUCCUUGACAGGCAACUGCCCCAGCUGCCUCAGCUCUUAUCCAGUGAAAAUGUGAACCUGCGGAUUGCUGCUGGUGAAACCAUCGCACUGCUCUUUGAGCUCGCCCGGGACCUUGAGGAGGAGUUUGUUUAUGAGGACAUGGAGGCCCUCUGUGGUACACUGCGGACUCUAGCCACAGAUAGCAACAAGUACCGUGCCAAAGCUGACCGCCGGCGCCAGCGUUCUACUUUCCGUGCCGUGCUGCAUUUUGUUGAGGGUGGUGAAUGUGAGGAAGAGAUGAUCCGGUUUGGACUGGAAAUGCUUUACGUGGACAGCUGGGCUCGGCACCGGAUCUAUGCUGCCUUCAAGGAUGUGCUGGGUUCGGGCAUGCACCACCACCUGCAGAAUAAUGAGCUUCUCCGUGACAUCUUUGGCUUGGGCCCUGUGCUGGUACUGGAUGCCACUACUCUGAAGGCCUAUAAAGUUUCACGUUUUGAAAAGCACCUGUACAAUGCUGCUGCCUUCAAAGCCCGGACCAAGGCUCGAAGCCGUGUGCGGGACAAACGGGCAGAUAUCCUGUGAAAUGAACUAGCUGAAGACAGAUUAUCCACACCCUUGCCUGUAUUUUGAACAGAAGACAAUGCAAGAACUGGUGUUUGCCAGUGAUUGUCACUUUAUUAUUUUUUUUAAAGACAAAACCAAAAACAGGGUGGGUGAGUGGGGGUAAGGGACUGUGCCCUUUGUCCCUGCACUCAGCCCUGUGGCUUGUUCCUGCCCUAUCUCAGGCAGGACCAAAUGAGUGCCUGUCCCAGGGCUGUGGGGCAGGCAGUAGGGGACUGUUCCUUUCCUUUCUUAUGCCUUGCUCCUCUGGAGUGCCCCACUUCUUUGGAGUAUUGGCAUCUGGGCAGAUGCCGUCAUGUCAAGUGGGGAGGCAAAGCUACUUGGAAUGGAUUUUUUGUGCUGAUUUUUAAAGAUUAUAAGAGAUAAUUAAAUAGAAUAUAAUGUUCUGCCUCUGUG
Messenger RNA from Heterocephalus glaber (naked mole-rat), 2143 nucleotides. RefSeq names its product interferon related developmental regulator 2 (gene Ifrd2). The record is from RefSeq and is a predicted model, not a curated record. Lineage: Eukaryota; Metazoa; Chordata; Mammalia; Rodentia; Bathyergidae.